UAAACCCCUCUUUGUUCUCCCACGAGCGAGCCAGGAAACGGCAGAGGAGCGGGAGAUCGAGUCCGGUCGCGAGGGAGGAAGAAACCCUAACCCUUCUCCUCCAGGAACACCAUCCUCUGCUUUUGAUCUGCUUUGAAGGGAUGCCGCGCGAGAUCAUAACCAUUCAGGUGGGGCAAUGCGGCAACCAGAUCGGCAUGGAGUUCUGGAAGCAGCUCUGCCUCGAGCACGGCAUCGGCAAGGACGGCCUCCUCGAAGAUUUCGCCACUCAGGGUGGUGACAGGAAGGAUGUCUUCUUCUAUCAAGCAGAUGAUCAACACUACAUACCAAGAGCUCUUCUAAUGGAUCUAGAACCAAGGGUUAUUAAUGGCAUACAAAAUAGUGAAUACAGAAACCUUUACAAUCAUGAAAACAUUUUUGUCUCAGAUCAUGGAGGUGGUGCCGGAAACAACUGGGCUAGUGGAUAUCACCAGGGAGAGCAAGUUGUAGAUGAUAUCAUGGACAUGGUUGACCGAGAAGCAGAUGGAAGUGAUAGCCUUGAAGGUUUUGUUCUAUGCCACUCGAUUGCUGGUGGAACCGGAUCAGGUAUGGGGUCAUAUCUGCUGGAGACUCUUAAUGACCGUUAUAGCAAAAAACUCGUCCAGACUUACAGUGUGUUUCCCAACCAGAUGGAAACUAGUGAUGUGGUUGUCCAGCCGUAUAACUCACUCUUGACUCUGAAGAGGUUGACACUGAAUGCUGAUUGUGUUGUUGUUCUUGAUAAUACGGCACUAAAUAGGAUUGCCGUGGAACGCCUUCACCUGUCAAAUCCCACCUUUGCGCAAACAAACUCUUUGGUUUCCACAGUAAUGUCUGCCAGUACAACUACUCUGCGUUACCCGGGAUACAUGAACAAUGAUUUGGUUGGCCUCCUUGCCUCUCUAAUUCCAACUCCGAGAUGCCAUUUUCUAAUGACAGGAUAUACACCGCUUACUGUAGAACGGCAGGUUAAUAUGAUUCGUAAAACUACCGUGCUAGAUGUGAUGAGAAGACUCUUGCAGGCAAAAAAUAUCAUGGUGUCUUCUUAUGCCCGCACAAAAGAGGCUAGUCAAGCUAAAUACAUAUCCAUAUUAAAUAUCAUUCAGGGAGAUGUGGACCCUACACAGGUACAUGAAAGCUUACAAAGGAUACGGGAAAGAAAACUUGUCAAUUUUAUUGAGUGGGGCCCAGCUAGCAUUCAGGUUGCAUUAUCUAGAAAAUCACCCUACAUCCAAACCACUCACCGGGUAAGCGGUUUAAUGCUAGCAAACCAUACCAGCAUUCGACAUCUUUUCAGCAAGUGCCUGGGCCAGUAUGAAAAGCUAAGGAAAAAGCAGGCCUUCCUUGACAAUUAUCGAAAGUUUCCAAUGUUCGCUGACAAUGAUCUUUCUGAAUUUGAUGAGUCUCGGGAAGUUAUAGAAAGCUUGGUUGAGGAGUACAAGGCCUGCGAAUCUCCAGAUUACAUCAAAUGGGGAAUGGAGGAACAAGGGGAGGCCAGCGUUGCAGCAGCACUAGACUCGAAGCUAGUAAUGUAACGAUCGAGUAAAGCAGCACUGUGUUCGUUUACUCUGAAAUUGUGGUUUAUUGUCAUCAGGGAUGAAAUUGGUUGACCAAAAUGAAGUUAAACAUUAUCCGAACCGCUUCUCAUGUCAUGGUGAAGGCAAGUAUAAAAAGCUUGUAUAGAUGAUUGGAAAUGUUUAGCAAUCUUCCCGCUUUAAUGUUGCUUGUAUGUUGUGUGAUAUGGAUGUGCUUGAUGAAAGGUUGUUACUUGUCAUCGAGAAGCUUUAACUAUCUUGCUUACUCAUGUCGGACAUGAUCUUGUCAAGUUUUACAAUGUAAAACCUAAACUACUAUUACAUCUUGUGCAUAUUGCAAUUGGUAA
Messenger RNA from Musa acuminata AAA Group (dessert banana), 1897 nucleotides. Its product is annotated as tubulin gamma-2 chain. The transcript has 11 exons. Gene Ontology annotation, cellular component: microtubule; cytoplasm; gamma-tubulin complex. Gene Ontology annotation, molecular function: GTP binding; structural constituent of cytoskeleton. The record is from RefSeq and is a predicted model, not a curated record. NCBI's taxonomy places the organism in Eukaryota, Viridiplantae, Streptophyta, Magnoliopsida, Zingiberales, Musaceae. Gene Ontology annotation, biological process: cytoplasmic microtubule organization; meiotic spindle organization; microtubule nucleation. The coding region runs from base 141 to 1550 and encodes 469 amino acids.